AUGACGUUGACGGACGUUUCUCACAUGUUUGUGGGACGCUUUCGACCUCUCUUUUCCCGUCUCCUUCAAGCUAUCACCCGCUUGAGAUCGUGCAUCCCCCUCCAGUUCAGUAUUUCCCAUGUCCUGCCGCCCUGCCUCCGCCACCAGAAACGUGAAGCCAAGCGGAGGGCCCUGCUCAUCGGCAUCAGCAAGAUUGUCGAGACCAGUGAUUCUGUCGCUGGCUCGUCAGAGCCGCCAGAGACCGAGGAUGGGCUGAAGGGUCCUCACAAGGAAGCCGAAUCCAUGGGUGCUCUCCUACGUGACCAAUACGGCUAUCCUGAACGUCAUAUCAAGUAUCUUUUAGACCGCCCAGGGUAUGACUACCCGACUCGCGAGAACAUCCUCAGGGAGAUGAAAGCCCUCGUGAAGGGCGCGAAGGCAGGGGAUCGUUUCUUUAUCCACUUUUCAGGACACUCCGACCAAGAGGAGACAACAGAUCCCGAGGAAGACGACGGCAUGAAUGAGUAUAUCCUUACUUGCCUAAGCGGUGAGAAGAUAAUGGACGAUGAGCUAAAGAGUUGCCUCGUCAAGUCGCUUCCUCCAGGAUCGCGCUUAACAGCUAUCUUCGACUCUUGUCACUCUGGCACAUUACUGGAUCUUCCCCACUACAGGUGCAAUCGCGUCCACCUACCGUUCGAGAACAAAGGUGUACGAAGGACGAAACCACUCUGGAGGAACAUCGUUCGACAGCAGGCUAUGUUGCCUCAAAGUGUGGAAAGGACCUCUCGGCACGUCCCGAUUCCUAGGAGACGAGCGUCCAAGUCCAUGAGCCGUGUGCCUCUCUCGGACGCUGAACGAUCGUUGUACCGAGUAUCCGACAGCGGUGGUCGACAGAUUCUUUCCAUCAACACGAACAUCGAAAGAAGCAUAUCGAGCGCACUUUGCGAGGACUCUCGCUGGUGUGUGUCCCCGGAUGAUAACCACGAGUACUGCGACGGAUUUGGGUGUGCCGAAGGAGCCAAGGACGACGGACCAGGGCCCGAUGUGAUCUGCAUUUCCUCUUCUGGAGAUGGUCAAGAGACCUGGGAGGAUGCAGACGGUUCCUCUGUUACGGCAGAAUUGAUCGCGAUUUUCAUGGAGAACCCACGGCCAUUACUCUCCCAAGUGAUGUCCACAAUCUCGAUCCGAAGACACGAAGCGUUUCGCUCGCUACAUAACCACGCAGUAAAGUUCCGCGAGAAGAGGCGCUUUCGCAGAUUCAAGAAGAAGCAGAGGUCUCAUUCAUCGGAUUUCAACCCCGAGAUGAUUAAUUUCCAGAUACCCCAGCUGUCAAGCUUGAAGCGGCUGCCAUGGGACCAGCAGUGGGAUCCCUAG
Cyclocybe aegerita is the source of this 1353-nucleotide messenger RNA. NCBI's taxonomy places the organism in Eukaryota, Fungi, Basidiomycota, Agaricomycetes, Agaricales, Hemipholiotaceae. The record is from the annotation of a GenBank genome assembly.